AUGCAGGCAACGAGAGCGCUCUUCCAGCACUCCCUGAGACUGACACUUUUCACUCAUGACCACUGCUCGCUGUGCCACUCCGUGAAGAGCGUGAUGUCUCGAGUAUGGGACCGUAGGCAGUUUGAUUACCGCGAAAUCGACAUUUUGGCCCCGGAGAACGGGCGGUGGAAGAAAGUCUACGAGAUGGAUAUUCCUGUCGUCCACAUUGAUCGUACCGCCACUCUCCGAACACAACAUGACGAGACGACUGCCUCGGCGCGUAAGCUCAAGCAUCGUUUUACUGAAGAGCAGCUCGAAAAGGUCAUGGACGAAGUUGAGCAGUUGUGA
Molecule: messenger RNA, 327 nt
Organism: Pseudocercospora fijiensis CIRAD86
Lineage: Eukaryota; Fungi; Ascomycota; Dothideomycetes; Mycosphaerellales; Mycosphaerellaceae
Exons: 2
Coding region: 1-327 (108 amino acids)
Source: RefSeq, a predicted model, not a curated record